AUGGACUUUGUUAUGUCGGUUUAUCCUUAUAUUAAUAUUAUUAUAGGCAACGACUUAGUUAGUAACAUAAAAUGAUUAUUAAUUUAUAACAAUUGUAUUAUAUCGUUACAAAUGAUGAUGAAUUACAACAUUUUAGGAAGCUAAAGCUUUUUCCGAAGGAAAUAAAUGGAAAUUAAAUUCCAUAGAAGACAUUGCUCAUAAAAUGAGUACCUUACAUGUUGAACAUAUUGGACAUCGUUUAAUAAUUAUUACUCAAAGUGAAAAGCCAGUGAUUGUUGUAGAAAGUAAAAUAUUGCAUUGA
This is a messenger RNA of Cinara cedri, 301 nucleotides long. The record is from the annotation of a GenBank genome assembly. NCBI's taxonomy places the organism in Eukaryota, Metazoa, Arthropoda, Insecta, Hemiptera, Aphididae.